Molecule: messenger RNA, 3675 nt
Organism: Miniopterus natalensis
Lineage: Eukaryota; Metazoa; Chordata; Mammalia; Chiroptera; Miniopteridae
Source: RefSeq, a predicted model, not a curated record
AUGUACCAGUGUUAUUUGGAAGAUGGAGCUUCAAAGGGUGCCUGGCUGAACCGGUCAAGUAUUAUUUUUGCGGGAGGUGAUAAGUGGUCAGUGGAUCCUCGAGUUUCAAUUUCAACAUUGAACAAAAGAGACUACAGCCUCCAGAUACAGAAUGUAGAUGUGACAGAUGAUGGCCCAUACACGUGUUCUGUUCAGACUCAGCACACGCCGAGAACAAUGCAGGUGCAUCUGACUGUGCAAGUUCCUCCGAAGAUAUAUGACAUCUCAAGUGAUAUGACCAUCAAUGAAGGAACCAAUGUCACCCUUAUUUGUUUGGCCACUGGGAAACCAGAGCCUUCCAUUUCUUGGCGGCACAUCUCCCCAUCAGCAAAACCAUUUGAAAAUGGACAGUAUUUGGACAUUUAUGGAAUUACCAGGGACCAGGCUGGAGAAUAUGAAUGCAGUGCAGAAAACGAUGUGUCAUUCCCAGACGUGAAGAAAGUAAAAGUUGUCGUAAACUUUGCUCCUACGAUUCAGGAAAUUAAAUCCGGCACCAUGGCCCCGGGCCGCAGUGGACUGAUAAGAUGCGAAGGCGCGGGCGUGCCGCCUCCGGCCUUCGAGUGGUACAAAGGCGAGAAGAAGCUCUUCAAUGGCCAACAAGGAAUUAUUAUUCAGAAUUUUAGCACAAGAUCCAUUCUCACUGUUACCAAUGUGACACAGGAGCACUUCGGCAACUAUACCUGUGUGGCUGCCAACAAGCUAGGCACAACCAAUGCGAGCCUGCCUCUCAACCCUCCAAGUACAGCCCAGUAUGGAAUUACCGGGAGCGCCGACCUUCUUUUCUCCUGCUGGUCCCUUGUGUUGACACUGUCCUCUUUCACCAGCAUAUUCAACCUGAAGAAUGCCAUUCUACACUAAAUCUAAAGACCCAUGAAAGGCUUUUAAGAAUUCUCUGGAAGUGCUGAUGGCUGGAUCCAAUCUGGUACAGUUUGUUAGAAGCAGCGUGGGAUAUAAUCAGCAGUGCUUACGUGGGGAUGCUCGCCUUCUGUAGAAUUGCUCAUUAUGUAAAUACUUUCCUUCCACUCUUUUUUUGAUUAGCUACAUUACCUUGUGAAGCAGUACAUUGUCUUUUUUUUUUAAGAUGUGAAGGCUCUGAAAUUACUUUUAGAGGAUAUUAAUUGUGAUUUCAUGUUUGUAAUCUACAACUUUUCAAAAGCAUUCAGUCAUGGUCUGCUAGGUUGCAGGCUGUAGUUUACAAAAACGAAUAUUGCAGUGAAUAUGUGAUUCUUUAAGGCUGCAAUACAAGCAUUCAUUUCCCCGUUUCAAUAAGAAUCAAUCCACAUUGACAAAGAUGCAUUUUUUUUCUCUCUUUUGAUAAAAAAAAAAAGCAAAUAAUAUUGCCUUCAGAUCAUUUCUUCAAAAUAAACACAUAUCUAGAUUUUUUCUGCUCGCAUGAUAUUCAGGUUUCAGGAAUGAGCCUUGUAAUAUAACUGGCUGUGCAGCUCUGCUUCUCUUUCCUGUAAGUUCAGCAUGGGUGUGCCUUCAUGAAAUAAUAUUUUCCUCUUCAUCUUCAACUUUAAUAAAAACAGUUUGCCAAACCCUACAGUUUAAAGCAAAAAUAAACAACAAUGAUAAACUAUACCCUGUCUCUAAAGAGCAAAGUAGCUAUAGGACUAUAAAAAUCUCUUCGUUACCAGUGGGGUUUGAGAAUUCUGCCCCACAAUAACUCAAUUUUGUGAUGAAAAACAAUUGGAUUAACAUAGUCCAGGAACAUUUAGCAUAUUAUUUUUUUAUGUUAAAUCCACUUUGGGAAAUAACUCCCUUUAAACUGACAACACAGUCCAGCCAAGAGAUUGCCCAGCAAUCCAGGAUCUUUUCCUUUCAUGAUUCCAAGCCAAAAUUUUUAAGAUGAUUUUUCAGAAAGGACACAAAGUUCCAUCACCUAAUAUUACAUCAGUUGGUAAACACUCAAAAUUAAGUUGGUUCUGUGACAGGAAAGAUGGUAUGAGAAGGUGCCCCUGUGGACAGGAGCAUUUUGCAUAUUUUUUUACCUGAAAACAUCACUCAGUUGAUAGUUUGGAGUGCAUGUUAUAUUAAAAAAUUGUUCAAAAUAUAUUAUAACAAAUAUUUUGUGCUGGUGUGCAGCAGAUCAAUCCCUGAAAUAACUAAUUCUAUAAUAAAAUCUUUCUCUAUAGCCAUGUCAGCUCAAAUAAGUAAGGCCAAAAAUUUUUUUUACCAUGUUUGAUUUUUUUUCUUACAUGGUAUAUGUAAGAUAUGAUAAAAUAAAGACAAGACCAGAGAUGAGACUAUCUUAAGAUAUAUUAAUUAUUAAAUUAUCAUGAGUAUUAACUUAUUUCUGUCAUAAAGAAUGAAAACUACAUUUUUGAAGGAAAAUGCUGUUACUUUAAAAAGUGUUAUAUUACAGGAAGAGUUGGAUGGUUUUACUCUUUACUAAUGAAAGACAGUAGCCUUGAAAGUCAUUUCACAAGUUUGACAAAGUUACCAAUUGCACUACACCUAGAGAGAUUUCUGCAGACAGUCAGCCCCCUUUGCAAGUCAUAAAAACAACGAAAAACUUAUAAAGAUAGAUACAAGAAAUUUCACAGAAAUUAUACAUAUUUAAGAUAUCUAAUAUUUUACCCCAAAAAAGAUAACUUGAAAAUUGUGAUUUCUUUUCAACUAAAACUUAGUCCCAAAUUGCACCCUAAGUCUAUUUUAAUUAGAAAAAAGAAUUCUAAAUGAGGAGGCAUAAAUAUACAUGUUUUCAGAAAAUGGCAAUAAUAGGGCAUGAUGCUAUUAAAUUUACUCACUGUAAAAAUGUAUUACAUUAUUUUGACUGAUGUAUUAAAAAUGGGGUUUUAAAAAUACAAGUGGCAUUUGAACCUUGGUUAUUAUUGACUUGCAUUUUUAAAAUAUUCUUUGUGGAAUUUGUGAGUAAAUUACAAAAUAUUUUGUUUUGUAUUGCAGCUUUAAAGUGGCACACUCCAUAAUAAUCUACUUACUAGAAAUAGAGGUGCUACCACAAAAGUGUUAACCAUCAGUACCAUUGUUUGGGAGAAAGAAACAGAUCAAGAAUGCAUAUUAUACAGUGACCGCUUUCCUAGAGUUAAAAAUACCUCCUCUUUGUAAGGUUUGUAGGGUAAAUGUGAGGUAAAUCGAGGUAUAAACUUUGGAUGAACCAAAUAAUUAGUUCAAAGUGUUGUCAUGAUUCCGAAUUUGUGGAGUCUGGUGUUAUUACCAUAGAAUGUGACAGAAGUACAGUCAUAGCUCAGUAGCUAUAUGUAUUUGCCUUUAUGUUAGAAGAGAUGUUCUCGAGUGACAUUUUUAAACGGAGGAGGUAUUCGCUAUGUUUUUCUGUAUCACAGCAACAUUCCUAGUCCUUAGGCCCCUGGACAGAGUGAAAUCAUGAGUAUUUAUGAGUUCAAUAUUGUUCAAAUAAGGCUACAGUAUUUGCUUUUUUGUGUGAAUGUGUUGCAUAUAAUGUUCAAGUAGAUGAUUUUACAUUUAUGGACAUAUGAAACGUCUGAUUACUUCAUUUUAUCAGUCCUGACUGUACAAGAUUGUUGCGACUUCAGAAUAGCAGUUUUAUGAAAUUGAUUUCUCUUUUGAUGUAUAAUAAUUUUUUUCUAGCUAUUCAUUUCAGCAUUAUAUUUCCACAAGUUACAUUUGUGGGAUUCCUUUUGUUGCCCCUGAUUU